Molecule: messenger RNA, 1590 nt
Organism: Triplophysa dalaica
Lineage: Eukaryota; Metazoa; Chordata; Actinopteri; Cypriniformes; Nemacheilidae
Product: UDP-glucuronosyltransferase 2A3-like
Exons: 1
Coding region: 1-1590 (529 amino acids)
Molecular function (GO): UDP-glycosyltransferase activity
Source: RefSeq, a predicted model, not a curated record
AUGAACAGACAAACUUUUCAGGCAUUUGGCCAAAUCCUCUUAACCCUCCUGGUGACACCAGUCCCGGUUGUUCUCACCGGGAAGGUUCUUGUCUUUCCUGUGGAUGGCAGUCACUGGGUCAACAUGAACAUCUUGGUGGAGGCCCUACACGCCAAAGGUCACAACAUCACAGUCAUUCGAACGUCAGACAGCUGGUACAUCAAAGAAUUCUCACCUCACUACACAUCCCUUACUCUGGAUUCCCCUGGAGGGUUUGAUGAAGAGUUUAUCAAGGAAUUUGCAUCAAGAUUGCUGAACAUUUUAAGGGGGGGUUCCAUGUGGGCUCGUAUGAAACUAGAGAUGGAGAUGUGGGAAAAUAUUUCACAAAUGUUUAAAGUGGAAAGUGAGAUGGUUGUGAGCUUGUUUGAAGACCAGAAGCUUCUGCAGUCCCUAAAGGAAUCCAACUACGAUUUGAUGCUCACAGAUCCAGUCAAGUUUGGAGGUGUAAUACUGGGGCAUUAUCUUAAACUGCCUAUCGUCUACAAUGUCCGUUGGACUUUGUACAAUGAGGCUCAUUUUUCAAUAGCUCCUUCACCGCUGUCUUAUGUACCUCUGCCAAUGCUGGAGUUAUCAGACCGCAUGCAUUUUUCUGAAAGAGUGAAGAAUGUGUUAAUGUACGUCGUAGCUCAAACACAGGUCGCUCUCAUGAUCGCUCCAACGUAUAAUGCACUGUGUCACCGAUUCCUUGGCCCAGGGGAAUCAUUUGAAAAUGUAAUUCAAAACGCUGAUCUGUGGCUCCAUAGGGUUGAUUUUAUUUUUGAGUUUCCAAGGCCCACUAUGCCAAACAUUGUCUACAUUGGUGGCUUUCAGUGCAAGCCAUCAAAGCCUCUUCCACAGGAUCUCAAGGACUUUGUGCAGAGCUCUGGAGAUCAUGGUGUCAUCGUCAUGUCUUUGGGAACUCUAGUUGGUCAGCUUCCUGAUGAUGUGGCCGAGGCCGUUGCUGAAGCUUUUGCAGAACUUCCACAGAAGGUCAUCUGGAGAUAUAAAGGAAGGAGACCAUCUGCACUGGGAAACAACACCUUAGUAAUGGAGUGGAUACCUCAGAAUGAUCUUCUGGGUCAUCCUAAAACCAGAGCUUUUGUAGCUCAUGGCGGAACAAAUGGUGUUCAAGAAGCCAUCUAUCAUGGUGUACCAAUCAUUGGAUUUGGGCUGAUCUUUGACCAGCCUGAUAAUCUUUCAAAGAUGAGAGUCAAGGGUGUAGCCAAGACCGUAGACUUUGGCACAGUGGACAAGAACUCUUUCCUUGAAACUGUCAAAGAGGUUCUUUAUGAACCCAGUUAUCGGGAGAACAUGCAGAGACUGUCAAGACUUCACAGAGAUGUUCCAGUCAAACCUCUGGACAACGCCAUCUUCUGGAUUGAGUUUGUAAUGAGGCACAAAGGUGCCGCUCAUUUACGCACAGAGUCGUACAAAAUGCCCUGGUACUCGUAUCAUUCUGUUGAUGUCAUACUGUUCUUGCUGUUUGCUGUGAUGCUCAUAACCCUGACCACAUAUGCAUUUAUCAGAUAUUUAUGCUGCAGAAUAUUAAAAAAAAAAAAAAAACUAGAAUGA